ACGGAGACUUCUUCACUUUCACGCGCCAGGAGCCCAUCGGCGUCUGCGGACAGAUCAUCCCUUGGAACUUCCCUCUGCUGAUGUUCGCCUGGAAGAUUGCGCCGGCCCUUUGCUGCGGGAACACGGUGGUCCUCAAGCCGGCCGAGCAGACCCCCCUCAGCGCCCUCCACAUGGGCGCCCUCAUCAAGGAGGCCGGCUUCCCUCCGGGCGUGGUCAACAUCCUUCCCGGGUUCGGACCCACCGCCGGAGCGGCCAUUGCCUCCCACUUGGGGAUCGACAAAGUGGCCUUCACCGGCUCCACCGAGUUAUUGCCAAGGCAGACUCACCUUUCCGAGGAUGGCGUCGGGCAAGCCGGACUGCUUGAGGAAGAGGGCGGCAUCGCUGGCCCCGACUCUCCCUGUUCCAGAUGGAUCCACCUGCAAAACAAGCAGCGUCAGCAGCUGCUGAACCCCAAAACACGGCCUUCACCCAACCCCAGGUGA
Molecule: messenger RNA, 482 nt
Organism: Anolis sagrei ordinatus
Lineage: Eukaryota; Metazoa; Chordata; Lepidosauria; Squamata; Anolidae
Source: RefSeq, a predicted model, not a curated record